Caenorhabditis angaria is the source of this 1452-nucleotide messenger RNA. Lineage: Eukaryota; Metazoa; Nematoda; Chromadorea; Rhabditida; Rhabditidae. The record is from the annotation of a GenBank genome assembly.
AUGCAAAAACACGUGGUUCAAUUUAUUUUGUUUGCUAUUUUUGUUAACACACAGGAAAUACCGUAUAAUUGGUUGUAAGUUUUAUUUCAGAACUUUUGGAUUACUGUAUCCCCCCCCCCCACAUUUUUUUUCAUAUUUCAGAACCUUGGCAUUUGUUGGUAACAGUGAAUAUCAACCUCGUCCACAUUAUCAAUCUUUCGACAAAGAACAUUUCAAAGAUUUAUGUCGUCGUUUAGAUGGAUUAAAUACAAUUCAACAAACAAUGUGUGCUGAAAACCCAUUUGCAAUUCCAUUUAUCGCAAGAGGAGUUCGAGAAGCAAUUCGAGAAUGUGAAACGAAAUUCACAAUGGAAAGAUGGAAUUGUUCAUCGAGAGAUGAAGUGACUGAAACAAAACAUGGAAAAUUUCAAGAUAUUCUUGGAAAAACUUUUCGAUCGGGAAAUAAAGAAGCGGCUUUUUUGACUGCUUUGAUGUCAGCGAGUAUUGUUCAUUCAAUUACAAAAGGAUGUAAUACGGGCAAUUUGACAGAUUGUGGAUGUGAUAGUAAACCAGGAAUGCAGAGAUAUAUUGCUGAAAAUGAUGGAAGUACUGCGCUGAAUCGUGAUCAAUUUUCAUGGGGUGGUUGUUCGGAUAAUGUUCCAUAUGGUUUAAGAUAUGCGAGAAGGUGAAUUGGGGUUUUUGAAACUUUCAUUUUUUGAAGUCACGUUUUUUUUCUGUUAAAAAUACGUAUGUUCAAACUUUGCCACGUCAUAAAACAUGUUCAGAACCCAAUUUUGAAGGUUUCUGAACCGGAUUUUUUCAAGAAAAAAUCACAUUUUUCAUAUUCAAAAACCUUUUUCCAGAUUCCUGGACGAUUUCGAUCAAAAAGAAUUCGAAGAAACCAAAAACGUCAUCAACCUCGUUCGAAAACACAACAAUUUUGUGGGCCGCGAAGCAAUUGCUCAAAACAUUCGUCGACAAUGUCGUUGUCACGGUGUUUCAGGAUCUUGCGAGUUCAAAACUUGUUGGCUACAAAUGCCCAAAUUCGCGCAGGUUUCCGAUCUCCUCAAGAAGAGAUAUGAUCAUUUUUCGGUGCAGGUGAAUUUUUUGAGAAACUACAUUUUAUGCGGCUCAUCAAAGAGAUUUUCAGGUGACACGAAAAGCCACAAAAAGGCUGCGAAGAAAAGAGCGAAGUGAGCGAAAAAUUCCACUUCGAGGAAAUGAGAUGGCAUUUGUUCAUAGAUCUCCUUCUUAUUGUGAAAGAAAUGAUACAGCUGGAAUAUUGGGAACAACUGGAAGAGAAUGUCUUCAUAAUUCGUAUAAUUCCGAAAGUUGCGAUCUUUUAUGUUGUGGUCGCGGAUAUAAUACACGAUUGGAAGUUCGAGAAACUCAAUGUGAAUGUAAAUUUGUGUGGUGUUGUGAGGUGAAAUGCAAAACUUGUACUGAAGAAGUUGCGGUGCAUACUUGCAAAUGA